Impatiens glandulifera is the source of this 2613-nucleotide messenger RNA. RefSeq names its product G-type lectin S-receptor-like serine/threonine-protein kinase At1g11410. The transcript is spliced from 7 exons. Gene Ontology annotation, biological process: recognition of pollen; protein phosphorylation. The record is from RefSeq and is a predicted model, not a curated record. Gene Ontology annotation, molecular function: ATP binding; protein serine/threonine kinase activity. The coding region runs from base 1 to 2487 and encodes 828 amino acids. NCBI's taxonomy places the organism in Eukaryota, Viridiplantae, Streptophyta, Magnoliopsida, Ericales, Balsaminaceae.
AUGAAGAUAUCAAUUUUAAUGCUUCUCUUUCUAAUUUUCCAAUACCGUUGUAGCAACUCACUAGACACCAUAACCUUCGACAAACCAUUACAGGACAACGGCAGCAGCUUGGUCGUCUCUAAAGGUGGGAUCUUUACUCUUGGAUUCUUCAGCCCCGGCAAGUCUACUAACCGAUACAUCGGAAUUUGGUACGCCUUUUCUAACCAAACCGUUGUCUGGGUUGCAAACAGAGACAACCCUGUUCCUGAUUCCUCCGGCGUCCUCUCCCUUGACGGAACAGGAAACCUUUUAAUCCUCUCCUCAUCCGGUUCAGACCCUGUUUGGUCCACCAAUGUAUCGACGACAACCUCAGUCUCCGGGAAUCGAUUCUCCUGUCAACUGUUGGAUACCGGGAACUUGAAAUUGUUUCAUGAAGACGCCGUCGUAUGGCAGAGCUUCGAUCAUCCCACCGACACUAUGCUUCCUUUCAUGAAACUGGGUCUUGACCGAAAGACAGGUCUAAACAGGUUCCUUACUUCAUGGAAGUCUGAAGAUGAUCCAGGAACAGGAGAUUUCUCAUUGCAAAUGGAUGUAACCGAGCUGCCUGAACUGAUCCAAAAAUAUGGUUCUAAACGGUUGUGGAGAUCCGGCCCGUGGAUAGGACAGGGUUGGAUUGGGUCAGCACAGAAUUUGUCGACGGAUUUUAUUAAAACAAAAUUCACAAACAAUAGUGAGGAGGCGUCAGUGAUGUUUAUAUUGUACGAAACUAUGUGGAGGUUGAGGAUCUCGUUGAAUUCUUCCGGUUUCGUUCAGAGAUUAUCGUGGAAUUACAGCAACAGUCAAUGGUUCAUGUUGUCAGGCCAAACGGAUCAAUGUGACUUUUACAACUACUGCGGAUCGUAUGGAAACUGCGACCUGCAAAUUACUUCGAGUUUUAAGUGCAAAUGUCUACCUGGGUUUGAACCCAAUUGGAAGAGUGACGGCUCUGGUGGGUGUUUGAGGAAGAAAGGUCGGCCGAUUUGUGGGAAAGGAGAUGGGUUUGUUAAGGUUGAGCAAGCUAAGUCACCUGAUACAAGAUUGGCUCGCCUGAACAGGACUAAUGGAUUACAAGAAUGCAGAGAACAAUGCCUGAAUAAUUGCACCUGCACAGCUUAUGCAACCACCGAAGAUCAAGAUCAGUGUGUAACAUGGCACGGAGAAUUGCUCGAUAACAGAGUGGUUCCUGGCGGAGGCCAGGACUUGUACAUUCGCGUUUCCGCCGCAGAAUUAGAAACGCCGGAAGUUGAAUACAAGAAGCCACAGCUUAAAGGAGACGGCAGAGGGGUGGUAUACAUAAUUGUGGCCUCAAUUUCAGUAGCAUUAGCCCUUGGUGCAGUUAUAAUUUGGCUUAUAACUAUUCAAAAGAAAAAGGAUCGAAUAAGGAAGGAACGUCGACAAAUGUUGCUUUCUACCGUUAAUGGUUCAUUGCUUGAAGGUUCCACAACAGAAAAGGGCGCCUUUGAUGAUGAUUUUCCGUUUUUUGACCUCAAUAGCAUUGUUGCAGCAACUGAUAAUUUUUCCAUUUCCAACAAAUUGGGAGAAGGCGGGUUUGGCACUGUUUAUAAGGGGCGUUUGAGGAAUGGAUUAGAAAUUGCGGUUAAGAGACUAGCAAAGUGUUCGAAUCAAGGAAUGGAAGAAUUCAAGAAUGAAGUUUCGUUAAUUGUUAAACUCCAACAUAGAAAUUUGGUUAGACUGUUAGGAUGUUGUGUUGAACAUCAUGAGAAGAUGCUCGUAUAUGAAUAUUUACCAAAUAAGGGUUUGGACUCUUUCAUCUUUGAUAAAGAGAAAUGCUCUAUGCUCAAUUGGGAGAAGCGGUUUAACAUUAUAUUAGGGAUUACAAGGGGAAUGAUAUACCUUCAUCAAGACUCUCGAUUGAGAAUAAUUCAUAGAGAUUUGAAAGCUAGCAAUAUUUUAUUAGACGAUGAGCUGAACCCUAAAAUUUCGGAUUUUGGAAUGGCUAGAAUUUUUAAAGGUGAUGAAAUAGAAGUCAAUACAAAGAGGGUAGUUGGAACAUAUGGUUAUAUGUCUCCGGAAUAUGCAAUGGGAGGAUUAUUCUCUACAAGAUCUGAUGUCUUCAGCUUCGGUGUCUUAUUGCUUGAGAUUAUAAGUGGAAAAAGAAAUAACACUUAUUAUCGGGAUAACACAAUUAAUUUGAUAGGACAUGUUUGGGACUUGUGGAAAGAAGGCAAGGCCUUUGAGAUGAUUGAUUCGUUAAUGGGUGAUUCAUAUCCACAAAAGAAAGCUUUGAGAUGCUUUCACAUAGGACUUCUAUGCGUUCAAGAACUUGUGACGGAUAGGCCAACCAUGUCAAAUAUUGCUCUCAUGCUUUGCAACGAUAUAGACUUGCCUCCUCCAAAACAACCCGCGUUCAUCUUCAAAGGACAAGAGAUCGAUGCCUCAGAUUCAUCAGCAAGCGCUAAAGCCCAAUCCAACAAUGACCUGACCAUCAGUCAGAUUGUUGGUCGAUGAAAUGAAUAUGAUAUUUAAGUUUUGACAAUAGUUAAAGGUGGAGAAACCAGCCAAAUUUAGAUCUUUUCUUAUUCCUAGCUACUAAGUGGGUUACAUUGAAAUUGUGAUAAUAAAAUUUUAUUUCAU